AUGGUGUGUGAUUUAUUAGUUUACCAUCCAAGCGUCAGUAGGCUAAUUCGGCUUCUCGAUGCGAGCGCAGGGCGCGAGAAGGUGUUGCGCCUGUUGCAAUAUCUGUGCCGCUUCCUGGGCGAACAAUACUCAAUGGUGCUGGCGCGCAAGCUGCAGGCAGAGUUUGCGCUGGUACGCAAGAUGCUUCGUUUUCUGAAACCGUUGAAUCACCUCCAAGCGGCAUCAAAAUUCUUUGAUAAUAAGAUUGCGAGCGACAACGUAGUUCGGUGGUGCAACGUAAUCAAAAAUCUAGCGUACGCAGGCUACCUUGCACUAGAUCAAGUCACAUUACUACGGCUGUUAAGGCUGGUACCCAAUACUCCGAUAACUGGCACGCGCAUUCCACGUUGGUCAAACUGGUGCUGGUUCGCAGGAUUGUCGGCCGGUCUCGUACUAGACCUACGCCAAUUGCAGGUUGCCCGGGAGCAGGGGCGCGGGGAUAAGGAAGCGACCAAGGCUGUGGCAGCCGACCGCGCGAAGGCACUCCGCAGGCUAUUGUGGGACUCGCUAGACACAUUUAUCGUAUUGAACAACCUAAAAUUCCUACAUUCACCCGAUAACUCAGUUGGCCUCGCUGGUGUUGCAACGUCACUCUUUGGAUUGCAGGGCUUGUGGGAAGCAGCUUAG
This is a messenger RNA of Lachancea thermotolerans CBS 6340, 666 nucleotides long. It is a transcript of the gene PEX11, whose product is annotated as Pex11p. The record is from RefSeq and is a predicted model, not a curated record. Gene Ontology annotation, biological process: peroxisome fission; regulation of peroxisome size. Gene Ontology annotation, cellular component: peroxisomal membrane. The coding region runs from base 1 to 666 and encodes 221 amino acids. The transcript has a single exon. NCBI's taxonomy places the organism in Eukaryota, Fungi, Ascomycota, Saccharomycetes, Saccharomycetales, Saccharomycetaceae.